UACGUACACGGGUUAUUAUGAUUGACAGGUUGUAAUCUGUACAUUGGUGUGACUAAUUGCUGGUUUGUGAUAAUCUCUGGUGACAUCAGUGGAGUGGGACUGUGUGUGGUAGUAGAUAUCAUAACGUCGAUAAGGAGUGGAGUUCCAAAACAAUGACGGCACUUCUCAGAUUAUACCCAUUAUGACGACCAGCUCCCAUAAAUCUCCGGACUAUGUGUGAGUUUAUACUGACUGGUCGGCUAUUCACACGCUUUCUCCGCUUUUACGAUGUGUUUACUCAACAAUGUUGAAAACGAUGGGAAAAUGUCCCCGGAAUUUCUGCCUUGUAUUGACAUCGGUUGUGACAGGCCUAGUACUGAUGCUCCUCCAAAGCCACUCCCAGUUGGAGUUCACAUGGAGUAAGAGGUAUGUGACAGAGUGCAACGGAUGUAACAAGUUUGUGGGAAAACCAACCAUAGAACCGACAAAUGUUUGUAAGCAAUAUGACGGCAACACUACUUCCGGUCACACAGAGUUGAUCAUCUUAGUUAUGAGUCCAGUGAACGACAAGGAAGCGAGAGACGCUGUUCGAGACACAUGGGGAGGUAUUCGGGAGCAGACGACUGGACAUUUUCGAGUGGUGUUUGUGGUUGGUAAAAUGAAAUCCACCGACCUUUUCAAUGAGGCCUCGAGUCAAGGAGAUAUCCUUCAGUUGAACGUUCCAGAAACACAAAAAGCAAUAACUGAAAAGGUUGUUCAUUCUUUCCGUUGGUUUACUGUACGUUGUUCCCAUAUAAAAUAUGUGAUGAAAACAGAUACUGAAGUGUUUAUAAAUGUGCCAUAUAUUUUCAAAAUCCUGCAGAAAUAUGACCUAAGGAACAUAAUAGUUGGACACUGUUAUCACAGGUUCGUAAACCAUGAUCGAUCAAGGAAUACACAAGAAUAUAAAACGCUGAAGAAGAUUUCAGGUUCUCAUUCCCCGCCAUAUUGUAGCGGGUCAGGCUAUCUGAUUGGGAGGGAGACAGCAGUCACGCUAACAGCUAUAUUUGCGGACACACCCUAUUUUCCCGUGGAAGAUGUGUAUAUUGGAAUGUGUGCUUACAAAACGAAAGUAGAAGUAAUGGACGUGCCGGGGUUUGAUGUGGAGUACGUCGGAUAUGACGCGUCCCAGUACUGCCACUGUGCGGGCACGGUACCCAAGGUUGACGCGGGUCGACAACGGGAAAUCUUUGUACGACAGCUCGGCGACUGCAAACAAACUUGGUCCCGAGGGAUGGACGAUCUCCGCGCGUGCUUCGUCGAUAUUAUGGACGUCUUAAAACCAUUGACUAUCAUGACGUUGUCCGGAUUGCUUAUCAUCCUGUUUUUUAUUGUCCGUAGGAAGGUGAACUGAGUACAGAUAAGGUUAACCCAUAGUGUUGUACAUCCUCGCAUUGCAUGUCACAACCACAGGGA
Mizuhopecten yessoensis (Yesso scallop) is the source of this 1434-nucleotide messenger RNA. Its product is annotated as beta-1,3-galactosyltransferase 5-like. The transcript has 2 exons. The record is from RefSeq and is a predicted model, not a curated record. Lineage: Eukaryota; Metazoa; Mollusca; Bivalvia; Pectinida; Pectinidae. The coding region runs from base 284 to 1372 and encodes 362 amino acids. Gene Ontology annotation, cellular component: membrane. Gene Ontology annotation, molecular function: hexosyltransferase activity.